GAUCACUUGCCUGUUGCGCCCUUAGUCUCGAGGUAGACCUCUCCUCCAGCAAGAAUAUCUCUUCUCCACGACAUUUUAAUGGUCUAAUGGCGAGUUUAAAGGUUCUGCAAAAUGGCGCCUCGUGGCGUGCUCCCGAUAGCUCAAUGUCGAGUCCCUAUAGAAGUUCGACGAGGGCCUCUGGCUAUGAGAAAAUUUCGAGCGUAAUUUUUACUGCUGGACACUCUAUCCAGAUUUUCCCUUCCUCAAUUCUGGUCAGACGUCCGGCCACAAUUCGAUGUGUCCGGGCAAUUAUUCUGGCAGCCCAGUCAAGGAAGCCCAGAAAUUUCUCCAAUCCCCUCUCGAGGAAUGACGAAAUCCACAGUGGUUCCGUAACACCACUUCAUUCUAGAACUGGAGGAGGGUAUUCCAAAUCACAGAGCAACUGUCUUGAGGAUGCAAGACAACAAAGCCACCGUUUGCCCUUACCUCCCAUAACCAUUUCCAACGCCUCACCUUUUCAUCAGCAGAGUUCAGCUGUUCUGUACCACGAAGUCCUGGACGAGCUGAGAAUCUUGCCAGCCCUGGCUCACGUUGGAAAAAGGGGAAGCUUCUUGGUCGAGGCACAUUUGGACACGUUUAUGUUGGUUUUAAUAGUAGUUCCUGAUGAAUGGGUUUUAAUUGUUGUUGGUUUCAAUGAAACUGGUGAAAUGUGUGCAAUGAAGGAGGUUAAUUAUUUUCUGGUGAUGCAAAGUCCAAGGAAAAUGCGAAGCAGUUGGGACAAA
Molecule: messenger RNA, 761 nt
Organism: Striga asiatica
Lineage: Eukaryota; Viridiplantae; Streptophyta; Magnoliopsida; Lamiales; Orobanchaceae
Source: the annotation of a GenBank genome assembly